Molecule: messenger RNA, 1340 nt
Organism: Melitaea cinxia (Glanville fritillary)
Lineage: Eukaryota; Metazoa; Arthropoda; Insecta; Lepidoptera; Nymphalidae
Product: aminomethyltransferase, mitochondrial
Exons: 1
Coding region: 68-1294 (408 amino acids)
Biological process (GO): glycine catabolic process
Cellular component (GO): mitochondrion
Molecular function (GO): aminomethyltransferase activity; protein binding
Source: RefSeq, a predicted model, not a curated record
UGAUAAUUAAACAAACAUUCAGACAACUCAGUUGUAUUCCAUUAAUUCGAAGGAAUUGUAAUGUGAAAUGAGUUCUAAAAGUGUUAACGUUUUCGUGAAAAAAAUUAUAUGCAGGGUUACGCAAAAUAAUUUUAAGGUGCAAAUACGUAACUUUAGCGAUAAAAAUGUUAAAGAAACUUCUUUAUACAAUUUACAUAAGAAGUACAAUGGAAAGUUGGUGGAUUUCGCUGGUUUUUACUUACCAGUUCAGUAUGGUGACUUGAGCGUGUCAUCAUCCCAUAUUUUCACUAGGGAAAGUGCUUCGAUUUUUGAUGUAUCACACAUGCUACAAACAAAUGUUCGAGGUAAGGAUUGUAUAUCAUGGUUCGAGUCGAUUUGUCCUGUGGACCUUAAAGGGAUGGCACCUGGGACCAGUUCUUUGACAGUCUUUUUAAACAAGAAUGGAGGAAUAAUUGAUGAUCUUAUAGUUACCAAAGUAAACGUUGACCAGCUUUAUAUAGUCUCUAACGCUGGAAGGCUGGAGGUUGACAAGCAGCACAUGUUAGAAACAUCGGAAAUAUUUCGAAAGAAGGGAAAUGACGUAUCAGUUGAUUUUUGGGAUGUAUCUAAUAGAGCCCUUAUUGCGGUACAGGGGCCAAAAGCGGCGAAAAAUAUUCAACUACUAACAGAUGUUAACUUAGAUGAUUUAAUGUUUAUGACUUCUAGAAUUGGGAAGGUGGCUGGCAUCGAAUGCCGUGUAACACGCUGUGGAUACACAGGAGAGGAUGGAUUCGAAAUAUCUAUCCCUGCAGACAAGGCAGAAGAUAUAGUUGAGGCGUUGUUACAAUCUCAGGAUGUAAAGCUAGCUGGACUUGGGGCUAGGGAUUCGCUACGUUUAGAAGCUGGUUUGUGUUUGUAUGGUAAUGAUAUUGACGAGACCGUUACUCCCGUUGAAGCCAGUUUGACAUGGUUGGUUGCCAAAGCACGCAGAAGUGAGGCAAAUUUUCCAGGUGCGGAUAUAAUUUUACGACAGAUUAAGGAAGGCGUGAAGAAAAGAAGAAUUGGUGUAAGAAUAGAGACAGGAGCGCCAGCACGGAAAGAUGCUAUCCUUAAAAAUGUAAACGGAGAUAAAAUAGGGACGAUUACUAGUGGAUGUCCAAGCCCAUCUCUCGGGGGAAACGUUGCUAUGGGCUACGUUGCCGAAGAAUUCAAAAAAGUCGGCACCGAACUGCUUGUCAACAUACGUGGAAAAGAUGUACAAUGUAAAAUUGUAAAAAUGCCUUUUAUUCCUUCUAAAUACUAUAUAAAAAAAUAAAUCAUCCAGCAUUAAAAAUUAAUUAAUAGUUUUAUUUGCAAUCAUA